AUGCCCCAUCCUAUAAUCGACAACCCCCCAGCAGAAGGGGCACCUUACUAUACACCAGCACAGAUACCAGCCUCAGGCACAGCACUAUGUGACAAGACAGGAAGAACAUGCAACAUACCAAAGCUCUUCACGCCCCUGAGCGUGCGUGGCAUCACUUUCCAAAACCGCAUCUUCCUUGCGCCUCUAUGCCAGUACUCCGCAAAAAAUGGCUACGCGACGGACUGGCACCUGGCUCACCUGGGCGGGAUAAUCCAGCGGGGUCCCGGGCUCGCCAUUAUGGAAUCGACAGCCGUCCAGAGAGAAGGGCGGAUCACCCCGCAAGACCUCGGGCUGUGGGAGGACGGGCAGAUCGAACCGCUCGCGCGCAUUGUCGAUUUCGCGCAUAGCCAGGACCAAAAAAUCGGGAUCCAGCUGAGCCACGCCGGCCGAAAGGCAAGCACUGUGGCCCCUUUUCUCUCUGGAAACGCAACAGCGGUAAAAGAAGUCGGCGGCUGGCCCGACGACGUGUUGGCGCCGUCUGCGAUCCCCUUCAGUGACGCCUACCCGCACCCCAAGGCGAUGAGCAAGGAGCAAAUCGACGCGUUCAAGACCGCAUUCGUGUUAGCGGCUCAGCGCGCCGUCAAAGCCGGGUUCGACGUGGUUGAGAUCCAUGCCGCCCAUGGCUAUCUCAUCCAUCAAUUCCUAAGCCCGAUCAGCAACAAGCGCACAGACGAGUACGGCGGGAGCUGGGAGAACCGGACGAGGCUGCUCCUGGAGAUUGUCGACUUGGUGCGGGCAGCAAUCCCACAGGAUAGUCCGUUGUUUGUACGCAUUAGUGCAACGGAUUGGUUCGACGAUCUCAAGGACGAGUUCCCAGAGAGCUGGACGCUCGCGGACAGCGUUCGCCUGGCGCCGAUAUUGGCCCGGCAAGGUGUGGAUUUCUUGGAUGUCAGCUCCGGCGGCGUGCACCCAAAACAGUCGACGAGUAUCAAGUCGGGCCCGGGCUACCAGGCGCCGUUUGCGUUGGAGAUCAAAAAGGCCGUGGGCGAUAAGAUGGUGGUCUCGGCGGUUGGAGGAAUACGGACAGCCAGCCUUGCGAGAGACCUCCUGGACCAAGGCAUUGAUGUUGUCAUGUGCGGUCGCUGGUUCCAGAAGAAUCCUGGCCUCGUGUAUGCAUAUGCCGAUGAGCUUGGGGUUGAAGUCAAGAUGGCAAACCAAAUUGCAUGGGGGUUCAGAGGCCGUGGUGCCGGGAAGCAGCAUGGCAAGUAA
This is a messenger RNA of Xylona heveae TC161, 1248 nucleotides long. RefSeq names its product FMN-linked oxidoreductase. The coding region runs from base 1 to 1248 and encodes 415 amino acids. The record is from RefSeq and is a predicted model, not a curated record. Gene Ontology annotation, molecular function: NADP binding; NADPH dehydrogenase activity; FMN binding. Gene Ontology annotation, cellular component: intracellular anatomical structure. The transcript has a single exon. NCBI's taxonomy places the organism in Eukaryota, Fungi, Ascomycota, Xylonomycetes, Xylonales, Xylonaceae.